AUGCUAAUAAAAACUGGAAGAUGGCGAGAAACGUUCAGUGAUGCAUCAGGUAUGACCCCUGAGCUGUUGACUGUUAUCAAGAUCUUUAUGCCACAUGAUCGCUACGCCACCUUUCCCGAAGUAACGACCAUUGGCGUAGGCUGGGUUGGCGCAUGUGAUGGUUUAGAGCCUGAUGUGCAGGAGUUGAUUUUGGAGGCCCACAACACGGUUCGGCGUGCCGUCACGCCCACAGCCUCCAACAUGCAGUUGAUGAGUUGGGAUGAGUCUAUAGCAAAUUUGGCCCAGAGAUGGGCGGAAAAUUGUGUCUGGGGCCAUGAUACGAAUGAUACCGAUAUCGGGCGCUUUUCAUUUGGCCAGAACAUCGCACAAUCUAGUGGCAACUUGGACUGGAACAAGGCAAUCUCAAACUGGGCAAACGAGAAAAAUGUCUACACGUACAAUGGCGACAAUGGAGGCAAGGUUGUGGGGCACUAUACACAGAUUGUGUGGGCAGAGUCAUCAAAAGUUGGCUGUGGAUAUGCCCGCUGUAACGGUCGAAAUUAUUAUGUGUGCAACUAUGGCCCAGGGUAA
This is a messenger RNA of Dreissena polymorpha, 570 nucleotides long. Its product is annotated as cysteine-rich venom protein latisemin-like. Gene Ontology annotation, cellular component: extracellular region. The transcript is spliced from 6 exons. Bases 1 to 570 code for a protein of 189 amino acids. The record is from RefSeq and is a predicted model, not a curated record. Lineage: Eukaryota; Metazoa; Mollusca; Bivalvia; Myida; Dreissenidae.